CCGCGGGUUCGAGUCCCGGCUUGGAGCGUCCCGGCCGGGAGGAGGCUGAUCUGGGUUCCACCGCUGCAGGGAGCCCGAGAGAAGUGGCCAUGGCCGUCCCUUUCUCCAGCAACACCCUGCGCCUGCCCGCCGGCUUCAGGAACCUGCUGGAGGGGCUGGCGCUGGAGGUGCUGCGGGUGCAGCCCGCUGACGUGGUGACCUUCGCUGCUCAGCACUUCCAAAAGCUGCUGGAGCAGAGACAGGGCAGCCCAGCUGACCCAGCACAGUGGGAAGCCUGGCUGGAGGACGAGCUUCUCUCCCAGCCUUCCAUCCAGAAACUAGAGGAGGAAGAUGAGGAGGAUGAGGAAGAUGAGGAGGAUGAGGAGGAGGCUGGCAGCAUUGAGGCCAUGCCCAUGGGGGAAGAUAACCAUAUGUGACACUCACACUGCAGUGGCUCCCCAGGAAAAAAAACAGGAAGGAGAGAUAGAGAGAGGGGAAAAAAAACCCCCAUCCCUUUCAAGAGCUGUUUGAGGGCUGAUGCCAACCGGCUCCACCGUGACCCCCCUCCCGGCACCGCCUCGCCGGCUGCCAGCUCUGCCUUCAGGCUGCCUGCCCAAGGCACCUUUCCAACAGCAAAUUCCCCUUGAUUUAGGGGUUGGUUUUAUUGGAGGAGGGGAGGGAUUUGGUUUAUUUAACACCUCAAUGCCACCAUCUCAAGCCACGAAGCUGAGUUGUUGCCCAGAUCCUUGUUUUAUCUCCCUCUCGCCGACACCGAAGCUCCAAACCAAACAGCAUCACCCCAAAGACCCCAGGCUUGGGUUUUCAGCAUUGAAAGAGAUUGGAGGAGGGUGUUCUAAAGAAGAUUCAGAAACCAAAAAGGAACCAAACCCCAUCCUGGAAUAGGCCCAAAAGCCGCUGUUAAUGAUUAGAAAUGUUCUGGCAUUUGGUGUCCCUCCUCCGCAGCCGCAGCCUGCGGGAGACGUCGGUGCUCGGCGGCUCUGCCAGGGCCAGAGGGGAUUUUAGAGGGGGGAUAACAAAAAGAGGGGUGUCAUCCACUCUUGGUCAAACUGCUGCCCAAGCCCUCUCCCCCUCCCCUUUUAUUUUUCCUUGGGUUUCAGAGGGUUUUGUGGUAGGGGGUUGAGCCUGGUGUUGAUUUUGCCAUCUCGAGUCAUCUUUUUCUGCUUGGACACCCCUCCUCAAAACCACCUCAUCUCCUCUCACUGGAGCAAGUAAACCUAAAAGAAGGCCUAAAAAAAACCCAAAAAAGGGGUUGUUUGUCCUGUUUUAAAUCCCAGGGGACUGGCUGAGGGGUGGCAAACAGCUCUGAUGGGGAGAA
Messenger RNA from Colius striatus (speckled mousebird), 1315 nucleotides. RefSeq names its product sperm autoantigenic protein 17 (gene SPA17). The coding region runs from base 90 to 416 and encodes 108 amino acids. The record is from RefSeq and is a predicted model, not a curated record. NCBI's taxonomy places the organism in Eukaryota, Metazoa, Chordata, Aves, Coliiformes, Coliidae. Gene Ontology annotation, cellular component: membrane. The transcript is spliced from 4 exons. Gene Ontology annotation, biological process: binding of sperm to zona pellucida. Gene Ontology annotation, molecular function: calmodulin binding.